ACAUAGACUUUUAUAUAACAAGCUACAUAUUUCAUGAAAGAUAAUUACUGUAAUUUUACAUGAAUUUGAAAGUAAUUUAAGAAAACAGAAAAUGCUACGUAUAAUUAAUUUGGUUUUUUUCUGUAAAAAAAAAAUAGAAAUAUACAUAGUUUGUCAUUACUGGCCUAUUACUUAAAAUAACAGGCGGAUUGUUUAUUUACAGACAAUGUCUUCAAUUCUACAGUUUUAUAAACUAUUUAAAAAAAUAGAAAAAUUACAGUAGAAAUUUAUAGUAAAUUAACCAUAAAAAUAUGAAUUUUUUUUUACAGUGUACGGAGAGAUAACAAUAGGAACUGCAAUGUAUGCGCAAUUACGCACCACUAUAGAGCAAUGCAUUUGACCUCAUCCUUUUAAUAAAUAAAAUAAAAAUGUAAUUUAAAAGUUAAAAUGUUCACUUGUUAAAUCUUGUACGAAUAGAUUUAAAAGUGUUUAUGCGUUUGCAGAGUGUAUUAGGGGCCAUUCUGUGCCACCAAACAACUUUUACGCACAGCGUCUGGAUAUGGAUUAGGCUAUAAUUUAUUUUUGUUGUUGCUUAUUAUCAUAACCCAGACACGCACGCUUGGAUUUAAGAAGACAGAUGGUUACUUUUUCAAAAAAAAUGCGAUGCUUUUUCCUUCGUGGGAAAAGUGGCCAGUCAAAUCGUUUGCUGGCGGCUUGGGGGCGUCGCCGUGACGCACGGGUACCGACGCCGUGGAGGUGGAUAUAAGCGGCGGUCCGCGGCCGUUGGAGAUCACAUCUUCUCCGGCUUCCAUCGAGCACACAUCUCGAGUACUCAGAAGGAACGUAGACAAUGUCUCCAAACAUGACUUGCGAGGCUCUGCCUGCAUCUUUCCCUCCCAGGCUCACCGUGGCCAAAAGGAAAGAAGCUCUAGAGCUUCGAAAGGUGAGUUGUGUCCCGUUAUUCGUCUUCAUGUUCUCAUACAUCCAACAAUUGCUCAUGCGUAUUUCUUCUUUCCAGACGAUGAAACCUUUGGUGGAAAAAAGAAGGCGCGCUCGCAUCAACGACGGUCUUAACCACCUGAAAGAUCUCAUUCUUCCUCUCACUGGCAAAGAUAACACUCGUUACUCCAAGCUGGAGAAAGCAGACAUCCUUGAGAUGACCGUGAGGUUCCUCAGUGACAUCCCACCUGUCCACAAUAAAAAUUCCACAGACAGCUACAAAGAAGGCUACAAAACUUGCCUCCAGCGCGUCUCUGCGCUCCUUCCCCAAACCAACCUGGACCAGGAGGCUUCCCGGCGGGUGUCGGACUUCAUCCAGCGGUCCAUGUCGGCCACGGCGAGCCGGCCGUGCCUCAACUGCUGCGCGCAAAGCUCCUCCGCAGCUCUGCCGCACAUCCAGCAGAAGCUCCUCAGCCUGAAGUCCAGCCUGGGCGCAGCAGCGGCGCUGCGCACUUCCAGCAGAGCUCAGCCAGCUCCACAGCACGACAGCGCCACCAUGUGGAGACCUUGGUAGAUGCAUCCCUCCCAACCAAAAAAAAAAAAGCAUGUUAUAUACAUGAUUGAAAUGUAUGAUUUACUGCUUAAAUGGCAUUAGCUGAGUAUUGUAUACUUCCAUUCUGCGUACGCGUCGCUUGUCCUGUAUUAAGUUGACAAAUCUAGACAGUCGUAUAUUUUUUUUCUCCAAAUCCGCAUGUAUGUAUUACGUCAAAUGUUUGGCCUUUUUUUCUGAGGACCGAAUGAUGAAGGGCCAUUGAAACAGCCCUGUAAGACCCUGGGGGUCACUAUUCAUGAAUUUGCACUGUUAAGAUUUCAGUGUUGCUGAAUCUGUGCAGAUUGGCUUUGUGGACAUAUUGUGUGUCACUGCAAGUAUCUCUGUGGGGAUGUGUUAUUGUUUUGCUAUUUGCAGCAAAUGUUGUAUUUAUGUUUUGUAAAAAAAAAAAAAAAAAAAAAUCAAAUAAAAC
Molecule: messenger RNA, 1940 nt
Organism: Entelurus aequoreus (snake pipefish)
Lineage: Eukaryota; Metazoa; Chordata; Actinopteri; Syngnathiformes; Syngnathidae
Product: transcription factor HES-2-like
Exons: 3
Coding region: 830-1492 (220 amino acids)
Biological process (GO): anterior/posterior pattern specification; regulation of transcription by RNA polymerase II; regulation of neurogenesis
Cellular component (GO): nucleus
Molecular function (GO): RNA polymerase II cis-regulatory region sequence-specific DNA binding; DNA-binding transcription factor activity, RNA polymerase II-specific; protein dimerization activity
Source: RefSeq, a predicted model, not a curated record